This is a messenger RNA of Miscanthus lutarioriparius, 1248 nucleotides long. Lineage: Eukaryota; Viridiplantae; Streptophyta; Magnoliopsida; Poales; Poaceae. The record is from the annotation of a GenBank genome assembly.
AUGAUGGUGGAAGGCCCCAAUUUCGCUGGCAUGAUUGGUGGCCGUGACAAUGGUGGGAAUUUUUGCGACAUGGCAUACUACCGGAAGCUCGGUGAGGGCUCAAACAUGUCGAUAGAUAGCCUUAACAGCAUGCAGACCAGCACACAUGGUGGCUCCAUUGCAAUGUCUGUGGACAAUAGCAGCGUAGGGUCCUGCGACUCCCAUACUAGGAUGCUCAAUCAUCCUGGCCUCAAGGGACCUGUUGUUGGCAAUUACUCGGUCGGCGGGCACAGUAUUUUCCGUCAUGGACGGGUGUCUCAUGCCUUGAGUGAUGAUGCGCUAGCACAGGCGUUGAUGGACCCAAGGUACCCGACUGAGAUACUCAAGGAUUAUGAGGAGUGGACAAUUGAUCUGGCCAAGCUCCACAUGGGAAUGCCCUUUGCACAGGGUGCCUUUGGAAAGCUCUACAGGGGUACCUACAACGGUGAAGAUGUUGCAAUUAAGCUUUUGGAGAGGCCAGAGGCUGAUCCGGAGAGAGCUGGGUUAAUGGAGCAGCAGUUUGUGCAAGAAGUUAUGAUGCUUGCAACCUUGAGGCACCAGAACAUUGUUAAAUUUGUAGGAGCAUGCAGGAAGCCAGUGGUUUGGUGCAUUGUGACGGAGUAUGCCAAGGGUGGUUCAGUUAGGCAGUUUCUGGCGAAGAGGCAGAAUAGGUCAGUUCCACUAAAACUGGCGGUUAAGCAAGCAUUGGAUGUUGCAAGGGGGAUGGCAUAUGUUCAUGGUCUUGGGUUCAUCCAUAGGGAUCUUAAGUCAGAUAACCUCUUGAUAUCUGGUGAUAAAUCUAUCAAGAUAGCUGACUUUGGAGUAGCUCGGAUUGAAGUAAAAACUGAGGGGAUGACACCUGAAACGGGAACCUACCGUUGGAUGGCACCAGAGAUGAUUCAGCAUAGGCCAUAUGACCAGAAAGUUGAUGUCUACAGCUUUGGCAUUGUGCUGUGGGAGCUCAUAACUGGCAUGCUCCCUUUUGCUAACAUGACAGCAGUGCAGGCCGCUUUCGCUGUGGUGAACAAGGGUGUCCGCCCAGCUAUACCCCAGGACUGCCUGCCCACCCUUGCUGAGAUCAUGACCAGGUGCUGGGAUCCAAAUCCUGAUGUCCGUCCGCCAUUCACUGACGUUGUGAGGAUGCUGGAGCAUGCUGAGAUGGAGAUCCUGAGCACUGUCCGCAAGGCCCGAUUUCGGUGUUGCAUCUCCCAACCGAUGACUACCGACUGA